Mercurialis annua (annual mercury) is the source of this 850-nucleotide messenger RNA. RefSeq names its product protein S40-4-like. The transcript has a single exon. The coding region runs from base 114 to 668 and encodes 184 amino acids. The record is from RefSeq and is a predicted model, not a curated record. NCBI's taxonomy places the organism in Eukaryota, Viridiplantae, Streptophyta, Magnoliopsida, Malpighiales, Euphorbiaceae.
UCUUCAUUUUUAGCGAAACUCAAAAACCCAAACCAAACACGCCCUUACUUCUUCCUCUUCUUCUCUACUCAUAACCAGAGAUUUUAGGGAAGAUAAAACAUUAAUCUCCUCUUAUGGCGGCGAGUAAAAGCUACUUUGCCCGGCAAAACUACCGAUUCUUUCCAACCGAUCACCACGCGCCACUCACGCUCCACCACCACCACGAUUCCUCAACUUUCGAACUCGACGAGUCGGACAUCUACAACAACUCGGUCACGACUCGUUCUAACUCACCCGAGUUUCGCAAAGCGAGUUCUAGGUUUUCCAAGAAAUCAACGGCCACGGCAAUCGCCACUUCGAGAGCGGCAUCCGGAAUCGGAGGAACGGCGUCGUCGCUUCCGGUGAACAUACCGGACUGGUCGAAGAUAUUGAAACACGAGUAUACGGAGAAUCGGAGGAGAGACAGUGCCGGCUGUGGCGAUGAUGAUGACGAUGAUGACGUGGACGGUGAGGAUUAUUUCGAUGGAGGAGGAGGUAGGGUUCCGCCGCAUGAGUUUUUGGCGAGACAAAUGGCUCGGACGAGAAUCGCUUCUUUUUCAGUGCAUGAAGGCGUAGGGAGGACUUUGAAAGGAAGAGAUCUUAGUAGGGUUAGAAAUGCAAUUUGGGAAAAAACUGGGUUUCAAGACUAGAAAAAUUUAAAACUUGAGGGGUUCUUUUGAGAUUUUCUUUUUUGGGUUAAAUAUCAAGAAAAUAACAGCAAGGAGUUUUCUUAUAGAGAGUAGCAAUUCGUCAUUAGUACUACUAAAGUUUUCUAUUUUAUAUUUUUGGCCCUUUACUUUUAAGAGUAAGCAAUAGACGAUGGGUUUUCUAA